AUGAUUUUCAACUUGAUCUCUGCGUCUGUGCUGUACCUUCCAAAGAUUAACUGGGGUCCUCGCACUUCCUGCUCGCAACGUCAGCUGGGCUAUUGUUACUCCACUAAGUUUUCUAGCAAAGUCAUCAUGACUGGCUCUGCUCUUGCUAUUGCCCACCAUACCUGGGAAUCUAUCCUUGACCAGAAGAUCGAUGUCCUCAAAUGCGCUGUCACCACCAAUGAUCCCUUCGACAUUGCCUACGUCCUGAACCAGGAUUUUCACGCUGUCUAUUGCGCACUCACCCUUCUCACCCCACUCGAUUACUGGCCGCAAAUUAGCCACGGAUAG
Penicillium pulvis is the source of this 327-nucleotide messenger RNA. RefSeq lists its product as uncharacterized. Lineage: Eukaryota; Fungi; Ascomycota; Eurotiomycetes; Eurotiales; Aspergillaceae. The transcript has a single exon. The record is from RefSeq and is a predicted model, not a curated record. Bases 1 to 327 code for a protein of 108 amino acids.